GAGGACGGGAUAUCUAGCAGAAGUCUGUGGGCAUUUCCUUACAUCUGGACAUUGGCCAUGCGACCCGGCAGCUUCCAGAAAUUUGCUCAGAGUUGUAGUAAAUUGUGGUGACCUAGUGACGAGCGGUCACCUCAUGCACAUUAAUAGCUUGUCUUAAGUGAACUCCGCACAUGUCUGGAUCCGUCACCCUGAGCCCCCUCCUCCACAGCACGCACCUCUGUACCCUAUCUAGCUCUGGCCGCUCUACGAUCCACAGACGUUCACGUGGCGCCCAAUGCGUGCAUUCUGUCUCCCUAUUGGCUGGCGGCCGGCGCCUGAGCCGCUGUGAUUGGCUGAGUAAACUAGUUCACGUGAAGCGCGGAGUGGGACGGAACACCGGCUUCUUUAACAAUGAGAGAGAUUCGUGGUGGGGGAGUUGGCUCGGUAGCCGGAGGUGAGCGCUUGUGCUUUGACGGUCUGACGGGAUGGAGAGGCCCUCAGUGUGCAGCUCGUCCAGCCCGCUCCCCGGGACUGUAGCCAGCAGCUCUGUGAGGGGAAACUAAGACAACGGACCAUCAAACGUUUCUUCCUUCCUGUCGUGGAUACAAUUUCUUUGUCGUCAGCUCUUCUUUCUAUACGUGCUCAAUGCCCAGGAUUGUUUCACAGAUGAACUCAACCAGUGUUCUGGACUUCUUUCCACCGAAGCCAACCAUGGCCCUGGAUAUUGCUAUGAAGUUUUAUCUGCAUUCUCCAACACUGAAACGCGACAAUUUGGAUUGCAGAAUAGGACCUAAACCAGACAAGCCUCUGAGACCAUGCAUCCAGCCAAAUGACAAAUUACUCACAGAGAUAAACAACCAGGAGAACAAAGUUAAAAAAAGGGUCUCCUUUGCCGACAGCAGGGGUUUAUCCCUUACGAUGGUAAAGGUGUACUCUGAGUUCGAUGAUCCCUUGGAAAUCCCUUUCAACAUAACAGAGUUGAUAGACAACAUUUACCACCUGACCACUUUGGAGAAAGAGCACCUUGUUUUGGACUUUGCCCAGCCUGCAGCAGACUACUUGGAUUUCAGGAACCGUCUUCAGACAGAAUAUGUUUGUCUAGAAAAUUGUAUGCUCAAAGAGCGAUCGCUUGUUGGCACAGUGAAAGUGAAAAAUCUCGCCUUCCAGAAAUGUGUCAAGAUACGAAUGACUUGUAAUUCUUGGCGAACUUUUACAGAUCAUGAGUGUCAGUACGUUAAAGACACCUAUGCUGGGUCUGAUAGGGACACGUUUUCUUUUGACAUUGUCCUGCCUGAUGACAUCCAUGCACAAGAGAGGAUAGAAUUUGCAGUUUACUUCGAAUGCAGUGGCAAAAUGUACUGGGACAGCAAUAAAGGACAAAAUUACAGAAUAAUUCGUUCAGGCUUUAAGAGCCGUCACUGUGAGUCUGAUUAUAGUGUUUCUCUAGAUCAGUUUGGAAGCCCCAGGUGCUCAUAUGGUAUAUUUCCAGAAUGGGCCGGCUACUCUGGGUUUGACAAACAAGGACCUUACUAUUAAAAUAGCAUGAGCUGAAAACUGUCCUGUAAGAUAGUCGAGCCAGUCCUGACACUAGAUUUGGGUUGUGAUGUGAAUGUAUCUGGUGAAUGCCAUUAGUUAGGACUCAGAACCUGUACUAGGUUAUAUGUUUCUGCUUCCUGGAUUGGCACCUUUUGUUACUAUAAGGGUAAAAGCUAGGAAUUGCUGCUAAAAUUUUUUCCUUUCCCAACCAAAAUGCUGCUAGACUUCUACUGAAGAUACAUUAGUUUUCAUGACAAUUGACUCUUCCUGAUCCCUGUUUAACCUCUUAUUAAAAGAUGGCUCGGUUUUACAAAAACAUUUUUGGAGGUAAUAAUGUGUAACAUUGCCGAUUCCUCCUAAUUCUGCUCAGGUAAAAUCUUUUGUAGUCUGCUGGAACUGAAUUAAUGUUUGUUUGCACUUCCCCACCCUAAGCACAUACGCUGCACCUGUUUUUAUGACACUUCCAGUGGUGCCGGAAUAAGACUUACACAGUUUCUAGGUUUCUUUUUUUUAACUGUUAUGCUUGGCAAAUGAGGGAACUUAUCAGUUCUGUAAAGUUUCUCUUUAUCUGUGUGUGCAUCACAUGAAUUGUUUUUUCUUUUUCUUGUCACUUAAAUCGGUGCCUUUAAAAUGGUUAAUUUCUACAUCUUGGACCUUCCACCGCUCACUUGCACAUGUAUGUUUGCAGUCUUGUAUGUUUCCAUUACUGUUGUAAUUUAGCAAAUUAUGUAUUUAUUACACUUUUUUUUUUAUUUAUACUCUUGGUGGAUGCAGGUGUCCACUUAGUAUAAAACUCAGUAGUGUAGAUUGUUAUUAUAUAAUUUUUUUUUUUUUUUUUUUCUCUCUCUUAAUUCAGAUGAGAAAAAUGGGCAUCCUAUUGUGUGUGGUGAUGCCCUCCUUGAAUUGAGACCAGUACACAAAUGACUGUGGUAGGGCUUGUUUAUGUUCAUGCCUAGAGCAGGUAUAGCUAUGGAAACAUAUUUAUUGGAUAGUGUGCUGGAUCUGAUAAUGGAUUAAAGUAUACUACCAUUGUUUCCUAUCCAUUACAUCUUAUUAGGUCAGAAAUUGCUGUCACUUGUGACUAUAGAGAUGGUGUCUUGUCAUGGUCAGUGGGACCCAAUAAUGAAGUGACUGGUACGCUUUGCCACCACCCUUCAUUAGAGCCAUUUUCAGUGACUUUUGAAAGUAUCCUCCCCUCCACGCACUACUUUCCCUUACUCAACUUUGUAGUAGUGUCUUGUUUUGUUUGCUUUUCAGCAUAGAUGUCCAAAAAGUGUAAAGGCACCAGGUUUGUCAGAAUAUUUAUGUAUAACAUGAGUUCCCCCGAGAACUUACAAAACUAAAUGUGAAAUGUUUGGCUAUUGGGAAGUGUCAAUAUUUGAUUAACUACUUUCCAAAAUGCAUUUAUAGGGAUACAUUUUAUUUUUUCCCAUUUUUGCAGAGAUUUUGAACUCUACACAAACAGUGCCUUGUUCCUGCAUGUUUAUAUUUUAAGUAAAAAGUUAACUUUGUACACAAGUCAUUGGGUACAACAUAUGCACUUUAUAAUCACAAUUGAAAUUUGUCUAUUUUUAGAAUUGAAAUGGUUGUUUUUAAAGUGAAUUGUAAUAAAGGUAAAGCAUUUAAAGG
This is a messenger RNA of Hyla sarda, 3144 nucleotides long. It is a transcript of the gene PPP1R3B, whose product is annotated as protein phosphatase 1 regulatory subunit 3B. The record is from RefSeq and is a predicted model, not a curated record. Gene Ontology annotation, cellular component: protein phosphatase type 1 complex. NCBI's taxonomy places the organism in Eukaryota, Metazoa, Chordata, Amphibia, Anura, Hylidae. Gene Ontology annotation, molecular function: protein phosphatase 1 binding; glycogen binding. Gene Ontology annotation, biological process: regulation of glycogen biosynthetic process. Bases 625 to 1515 code for a protein of 296 amino acids. The transcript has 3 exons.